AGUCCAUCAGACACAUCGAUAUUAUUGGAUUGGUGUUCUCGAUAACUAUUGCAAGAAAUGGAAUGCAUUUUUCCGUUGCUUAUAUCUGGUAGCCAAAUUAUCUUUUCAGGUGGAGGAUUGCAAAUGAGCCGAGCUUUAUAAUGUUCAGGUUUGUUCGUUAAGGUUUUUGGCAAACUUGAGCUCAAGCUCAACGGAAAUUUGACGAGUCAAGCUUGCGAGAAACGGUAUAAGUCUUUGAGGAUUUAAAUUUCCAAUGGACUUUACCAACGCAAGUGCCCCUUUGCCUCGAGUCGAGGAAGAGACACAACUGCCACUCACUCUGGUGGCAACCACUGUGAAAGUGGAGGUUACAGACGGUGGUAUGAACGAAAACUCAGUAAAUGGUGGUGGGGUCAGGAGCGGUGAAGGUUCAGUGGCAGUAGAGGAAGGUGGUGGAGAAUCAGGAGAUGUGGAUUCAACGGUACGGAGAAAGAGGGGCAGACCAAGAAAGUAUCCAGUGGAGUCACGAGAAUGUUUGCCUUCCCUACAAAAUCUUGUUCCGAAAAGGGGAAGGGGACGGCCUCCUGGCACCAAAAAAUUGCAAUUGGCCACUAUGGGUCGGGUUUCUGUAGACACAGCUGGAGGAAACUUCACUCCCCAUGUUCUGAACAUACUAGGGGGAGAGGACAUUUUUGGAAGAAUAUUGUCAGUAGUUGUUCAGGUGAGUCCUCGAUCUGUCUGCAUUCUCUCUGCUGUUGGCGCAGUUGCAAUCGUGGAUAUAUGUCCGGCUGGUUGCUUUGGCAGUGAUGUUUUAAGAUACGAGGGCCACUUUCCAAUUGCGAUACUGUCUGGGACUUUUACUUUAACUGAAGCGGGACGCAGAAAAGGCCGUUUAACUGUUGGAUUGGCUGAUGCUGAUGCAAGUGUUUUUGGUGGUCUGGUUGUGGGAUCUAUAAUUGCAGCUGAGCCAACUCAAAUCGUUCUAGGAAGUUUCAAGGAGAGCAAGAAGACUCUUCUCAAGACGGAGUCUGCUGAAUCUUCAACUGCUGCUGAUGGUUUGGGUAGGUUUAGAGUUCCGCCAACAACCGUCCAGUUACCAGAAGAAAUUGAAGAGAAGUUCAUUGCGACACCCCUUUCCCCUCACCCCAAACCACCAAAUGGCAAUGCAAAUCAAGAUGUGGAUCGUGCCUCUCUGCAGAAUUCUGAUCAAAACGCUUCAGAACCGUCAGAUCAUGCCUCAGAUUCAACUACGCCUGACAAUUGAAGUGUCGGUGAGGGCUUUCCUUUUGUUUGUGUUGUUGGGAGCAUUUGGCAGCAGUGAAAGGUAUUCUACCAGUACCGUUUAAUAAGAAGACUUAUGGACCUUGUUUUCUUAUGUCUAUUUAUGAUUCCCUUUGGCAAACCCUAGUGGAACUCGGGAGUGAAUUAUAAACUUUGUUGGUUUAAGAUGAUUGAUGGACCUUUUACAUUGGAUAUUGGUAUCUUGUUAAACAGCAGCAUUUAGUUAUUAUGGUUAAAAUUGUUAUAACAGGCUGCAUACUUGGUGCUCGCGAGGCAUUUUGAUUUGCUUUAUC
Messenger RNA from Rhododendron vialii, 1553 nucleotides. RefSeq names its product AT-hook motif nuclear-localized protein 10-like. The record is from RefSeq and is a predicted model, not a curated record. NCBI's taxonomy places the organism in Eukaryota, Viridiplantae, Streptophyta, Magnoliopsida, Ericales, Ericaceae. Bases 254 to 1243 code for a protein of 329 amino acids. Gene Ontology annotation, molecular function: minor groove of adenine-thymine-rich DNA binding. The transcript has 7 exons.